Molecule: messenger RNA, 489 nt
Organism: Sparassis crispa
Lineage: Eukaryota; Fungi; Basidiomycota; Agaricomycetes; Polyporales; Sparassidaceae
Exons: 1
Coding region: 1-489 (162 amino acids)
Source: RefSeq, a predicted model, not a curated record
AUGGUCUCGUUCGUCCAGUCCCUGCCUACCAGCCAUAACUCAGUAUCCCCGAGCUCCGCCCCGAGGUCAUCCUCUAUUGAGCCAGGAACCCUACUCGGUCGGCAUUAUUCGUACCAGAUGCGCAGCCCGGCCAUGGGCGCAGACAUCGCGCAGGACGCAGAGCCCCUAUCCCCAAGCCCGCCGCUGCCUCACCACCACUCCUCACAAAAGAGACAUUCGUCGCCGUUCCCCAAGUAUCUUGCCGAACGCACCGCAUCCCACUUGCGCGCACGCGACGUAACUGAGGACAACUACGUCUCCUACGUCGGCGCCAAACCUGCCGAAGGUGCCUACGGAGAACCCUACCCUUCCCCGCCGGCACAGCCCACGCCGUCUGCAGAGUCGGAAACCAACAGUUCCGUCACUGUCGCGUCCCGCUCCACCGCUUCUACGGAGGCGAAGGCGAAGCAUCCCAAGACCACGAGCAAGAAGAAGGCGGCGGCGGCGUAA